AUGCGGCUGGGAGUCGAAACCAGGGGAAGGCAUUCUGUUAAACACAAAAGAGCGAUGAAUAACGCGCGUGAAAUCCUGGAGAAAAUCAGCAUAGGUUUGGAUGUUGCUACAUAUCUUCUGAAAACUGAUCGUGGUAUACCAGCCUCUGAUUUUUGUGAUGAAUGUGUCAUCUUACUCAACAACCUAGACGUUGAUAUUAAAGGCCUUGAUGUCUCUGAGGUAAUAUUUAAUGUAUACUACGCAAUCUCUGGUUACACAAAUGCAGUAAGAUACACCAACAAACUUAUUGGCAUAUUAUGCAAUGCUGGAAAAUCAAUGAUGGAACUGGGAGACAAAUAUGAACGAACAAAUAGGUUUGCAGAGGCCAAGAAACUUUUUGAAAGCGUAGUUGCUAUCAAUAAAACAAUUGGCCUUAGAAGUGAAGAAGCAACCACUUAUGGCAGGCUAGGACAUGUGUUUGAAUCACUCGGUGAACAUCAGAAGGCUAAAGAAUGUUAUGAGAAAGCACUUGCUAUCACAACAGAAAUUGGCGACCAGGAAGGAGAAGAGGCAUGCUACGGGAACCUUGGAUGUGUGUUUGAAUCACUCGGUGAAUAUCAGAAGGCUAAAGAAUAUCACGAGAAAGCACUUGCUAUCGCAACAGAAAUUGGCGACAGGAAAGGAGAAGGAAGACACUACGGGAACCUUGGAGGUGUAUUUCAAUCACUCGGUGAAUAUCAGAAGGCUAAAGAAUAUCACGAGAAAGCACUUGCUAUCGCAACAGAAAUUGGCGACAGGAAAGGAGAAGGAAUAGUCUAUGAGAAACUUGGAGUCGUGUUUCGAUUCUUCGGUGAAUAUCAGAAGGCUAAAGAAUAUCACGAGAAAGCACUUACUAUUGCAACUGAAAUUGGCGACAGGGAUACGGAAGGAACAAGUCACGGGAACCUAGCAGGUGUGUUUGAAUCACUCGGUGAAUAUCAGAAGGCUAAAGAAUAUCUCGAGAAAGCACUUGCUAUCGCAACAGAAAUUGGCAACAAGGUAGGAGAAGGAGCAUGCUACGGGAACCUUGGAGGUGUAUUUCAAUCACUCGGUGAAUAUCAGAAGGCUAAAGAAUAUCACGAGAAAGCACUUACUAUCGCAACAGAAAUUGGCGACAGGAAUGGAGAAGGAACAUGCUACGGGAACCUUGGAGGUCUGUUUGAAUCACUCGGUGAAUAUCAGAAGGCUAAAAAAAAUCUCGAGCAAGCACUUACUAUCGCAACAGAAAUUGGGGACAGGAAAGGAGAAGGAACACACAACGGGGGCCUUGGACUUGUGUUUCAAUCACUCGGUGAAUAUCAGAAGGCUAAAGAGUACCACGAAAAAGCACUUGCCAUCGCAACAGAAAUUGGCCAUAAGGAAGGAGAAGAAACAUGCUACGGGAACCUUGGACUCGUUUUUCAAUCACUCGGUGAAUAUCAGAAGGCUAAAGAAUAUCACGAGAAAGCACUUACUAUCGCAACAGAAAUUGGCGACAGGAAAGGAGAAGAAACACGCUACGGGAACCUUGGAGGUGUGUUUCAAUCACUCGGUGAAUAUCAGAAGGCUAAAGAACAUCACGAGAAAGCACUUGUUAUCGCAACAGAAAUUGGGGACAGGAAAGGAGAAGGAGCAAGUUACGGGAACCUUGGAGGUGUGUUUCAAUCACUCGGUGAAUAUCAGAAGGCUAAAGAACAUCACGAGAAAGCACUUGCUAUCGCAACAGAAAUUGGGGACAGGAAUGGAGAAGGAUGGCACAACGGGAACCUUGGAUGUCUAUUUAGAUCACUCGGUGAAUAUCAGAAGGCUAAAGAACAUUAUGUGAAAGCACUUGCUAUUGCAACAGAAAUGGGCCUUAAGGACGGAGAAGGAACAUGCUACGGGAACCUUGGAGUCGUGUUUCAAUUACUCGGUGAAUAUCAGAAGGCUAAAGAAUAUCACGAGAAAGCACUUGCUAUCGCAACAGAAAUUGGCGAGAGGAAUGCAGAAGGAACAAGCUACGGGAACCUUGCAAACGUGUUUAUAUCACUCGGUGACUAUCAGAAGGCUAAAGAAUAUCAAGAGAAGGCACUUGCUAUCGCAACAGAAAUUGGCGAUAAGAAAGGAGAAGGAACAUGUUAUGGGAACCUUGGAGGUGUGUUUGAAUCACUCGGUGAAUAUCAGAAGGCUAAAGAAUAUCUCGAGAAAGCACUUGCUAUCGCAAUAGAAAUUGGUGACAGGAAUGGAGAAGGAAGAUGCUACGUGAACCUUGGAGGUGUGUUUCUAUCACUUCGUAAAAACAAGCUGGCCAAGGAAAAAUUUGACAAAGCACUCGCCAUCAGUAUAGAAACCGGCGACAGAUUGUGUGAAGGACUAUGCUACGCAGGUCUGGCAAAUCUGCAUUAUAUGUUUGAUGACUACCAGAAGGCUACAGAACUGUGGGAAAAAGCGCAUGCUAUCGUCAUGAACAUUGGUAAUAGGGAAGGACAGGGAAUGAGUUACAUAAUCUCUGGACACUUGUCUCUAUCGCUUGGCAAUUAUGACCAAUCGGAAAAAUACUUUGAGAAUGCGUGCUUGAUGAGUAGCAAAAUUGGAGACAAUAUGACUUACUUUCUGGGCCUUCUCGGAAUUACUCGGGUAAAGAUGUCUCAAUCAAAGAUAGAGGAGGCAAUGCAGUAUCUUCGUCAAAGUAUUGAAACUUAUGAAAAGUUGCGAAAUUUUCUCAAAGGAAACGAUGAAUUAAAAACGUCUCUCUUAGAGAAGCACGGUAAUUUCCCCUAUAAGUUGUACAGUGAGAUACUGCGUGCCAACGGUAACCUGCGAGAUUCUCUUAAGGUGGAGGAGCUGAGACGCGCCAGAGGCCUCGUAGAAUUGAUGGCGGACAAACUCUUAACUGAAAGCCACAUCUUAACUGAUUCAUCAUAUCGGCCUGAGAUCGAAAGCAUUGCGAGUAAAGAGAGCAAUUGUGCUGUUUUGUACAUUUCAUAUUGUGAACGACAUGUUCAUCUGUGGGUCUUAAAAGCAAAUGGACACAUUGACCAUCGUGUGAGCCCCGAACUGAAAAUCGACACUCUCAUGGCUGCAUUCGUUUGCGAUGUGGAGGAUAUUUUUAAAAAGAGUGCCUCCAGUUUCGGAAUUUUGCAUCCGGACGAGAAUUGCGAAGAUCGAUCUCUAGGUGACGACAUUCCCUUGUCUCCUCAAGAAGAGAGCCGAGCACCUUUGCAAGGUGACGAAACCAAACGCAACGAAAUAAUUCUUCAAUUGUGCUAUGACCAGAUUAUCGCUCCUGUAAAAGAUUUACUCACAGAGCCUGAAGUCAUCAUUGUACCUGAGAGGUGUUCCUACCGAGUCCCAUUUGCUGCCUUACGGGAUGAGCCAAUAGGAAAGUAUUUAUCAGAAACCCACAGAAUCCGCAUCGUCCCUUCUCUGACAACUCUCGGGAUCAUCCAGGAAUGUCCAGCGGACUACCACAGUCAGACCGGUGCACUGGUAGUGGGUGAUCCUAAGGCUGGCCAAGUGCGAUACAGAGGACGUAUUCUGAACUUGAUACCAUUGUCUGGUGCAAGAAAGGAAGCAGAAAUGGUUGGUCGACUCCUGGGGGUUCAGCCUUUGUUAGGAGAACACGCAACAAAGCAGGCAGUACUUAACGCACUUCAUUCAGUAAGUCUAAUUCAUCUUGCUGCUCAUGGUCAUGCCGACAGAGGAGAGAUUGCCCUUUCCCCUAAUUGCGCCACUAACAGUAUUCCACAAGAAGAAGAAUACCUUCUGACAAUGUCCGACAUUUCAAAGGUUAAGCUGCAUGCUAAACUGGUCGUACUUAGUUGUUGUCACAGUGGGCGUGGAACGUUCAAACAAGAGGGAGUCAUUGGAAUCGCUCGCGCAUUCCUAGCAUCUGGUGCACGUUCAGUGUUGGUGGCAUCGUGGGCCAUACAAGACGAAGCAACAGAGCAGCUCAUGAAUCAUUUCUAUGAACGCCUGGCUGCUGGAGAAAGUGCCAGCGAGUCCCUUCACCAGGCCAUGAAGUGGUUGAGAAGCAACGGCUUCACGGAACCUCGUCAAUGGGCUCCGUUUGUGCUGAUGGGAGACAACGUGACAUUUGACUUACAGAAGUUAAGGCAAAAAGAACCGACAGAGGACGAGAAUGAAGGCGACAAGAGACAGAGUAGCGACUAA
Molecule: messenger RNA, 4149 nt
Organism: Pocillopora verrucosa
Lineage: Eukaryota; Metazoa; Cnidaria; Anthozoa; Scleractinia; Pocilloporidae
Source: RefSeq, a predicted model, not a curated record